UUAAACAACAGGGCCCAAGUCUUAAUCAAGUAUUCUGUCUCUCUCCACACAGGAGUGAUGAACUAGUUCUGACCGGUGACUCCCGGGGAAACAGCAAAAAUCCCCAAAUAUGUGUUAAUUAAUCUCUUGGCAGUAUUCUUGGGUUUCCCUCCAAAUGACCUCUGCUGUUCCUUCUCUCUUCAGAUAUUCAAUUUUAACUUCCUUCUCCCAAAUCAAAUUAAACAUAAACCCUAGUUUUGCCUUCCAUAUGCCGAUAACUAGAUUUUCAUCAACAAAUUUCACUAUCAAGAAUGAAAUCACAGAAUCUGAACCAAACCCAGAAAUUCGUGUGUUUGGGAGGAGGAAAAGAGAGAAAAAGGUAGUAGAGAUUAAAACAGAAGAGAAACUGAAAAUUGAACCCGAUGAAGAUAACAAAUUUGGUGAUUUGGGUUUACCUGAUAUUGAAGAGUUUGCAUAUCGGAAAGUCGAGGGAUCUGCGUCCAAAAGAAAGUUGCGAGAUGCCAAAACAUCAUUAGAUAAGGCGUUAACUGGAAAGGGGGAAACUCUCAGUAUCAAGCUGAAAGGUGAAGCACCUGCAAAUUGGGAGGAAGUUCUUGAAGGGAUCCGCAAGAUGAGAUCUUCUGAAGAUGCACCAGUAGACACUAUGGGAUGUGAGAAAGCUGGCAGUCUUCUUCCACCAAAGGAAAGACGUUUUGCAGUGUUGGUGUCUUCUCUUCUAUCAAGCCAAACAAAGGAUGCAGUUAAUCAUGGGGCGGUCCAAAGGCUUCUUAAAAAUGGUCUUCUUGCUGCUGAUACCAUAGAUAAUGCUGAGGAAUCUGUAAUCAAGGAUUUGAUUUAUCCAGUUGGGUUUUACACUAGAAAGGCUUCGAACUUGAAGAAAGUUGCAAAAAUCUGUCUCCAGAAGUACGGAGGGGAUAUUCCUAGUUCACUGGAAGAGUUGCUCGCACUUCCAGGAAUUGGUCCUAAGAUGGCUCACCUGGUUAUGAAUGUUGCGUGGGACAAUGUUCAGGGCAUAUGUGUAGACACCCAUGUUCAUCGCAUUUGUAAUCGCCUUGGAUGGGUUUCAAAGCCAAGCACUGGACAGAAAACUUCAACUCCUGAGGGAACAAGAGAGUCUCUUCAGUUGUGGCUUCCAGUGGAGGAGUGGGUUGCCAUAAACCCGUUAUUGGUUGGAUUUGGGCAGACAAUUUGCACUCCUCUAAGACCUCGCUGUGGAAUGUGCGGAGUAAACAGCCUUUGUCCAUCUGCUUUCAAAGAAACACCCAGUCCUGUAUCUAAAGCAAAGAAACCUAAAGCUACCAAAGCAAUUUCUUGAUUGAAUUAUCCGUUCAGAGAUGUUCCAAGGACAAACUGCAUCGGGACGAUUUUUUCUUCCCAACUCUUUUUUUUUCUUUCGAUUGAUAUGUCUCAUUGGUACUGAUGGAAUCAGGCCUUCCCUAUGCCAGGGAUUUUCUUUUGAACUGGACAUUGUGAAUCCCCACUUUUUGUAUAGAAAAAUUUUACAGGCAUGGUACUCUAGGAAACAGACCAGUACUUUUUGAUGGUCUUACAGCAUGCAUUUUUUUAUUUUUA
Papaver somniferum (opium poppy) is the source of this 1572-nucleotide messenger RNA. RefSeq names its product endonuclease III homolog 1, chloroplastic-like. The record is from RefSeq and is a predicted model, not a curated record. Lineage: Eukaryota; Viridiplantae; Streptophyta; Magnoliopsida; Ranunculales; Papaveraceae. Gene Ontology annotation, molecular function: DNA-(apurinic or apyrimidinic site) endonuclease activity; DNA binding; 4 iron, 4 sulfur cluster binding. The transcript is spliced from 11 exons. Gene Ontology annotation, biological process: base-excision repair, AP site formation; nucleotide-excision repair; base-excision repair. The coding region runs from base 155 to 1315 and encodes 386 amino acids. Gene Ontology annotation, cellular component: chloroplast nucleoid; nucleus.